AGCAGUGUUGGUGGAAAAUGCCGUAGAAGACGAAAUGCUGGAUUUGAGAACGAUGGCAGAUGCGGAUUUCGCUCAAGUUCCACCACUCCCUCCGCGAUACCGUUUCCGGGAUUUGAUUUGGGGAGAUUCGGCUCAACUGGACGAGGAGAGAGUUCGUGUGGAAUUUUUUACCAAUGAAAAGUCCUUCAAGGAACGCCUUCAGCUUUACUUCAUCAAAAACCAAAGAUCAAGUCUUCGUAUUCGGAUUUUCAACCUGGUGAUCAAGCUGCUGACAUGUAUUUUGUACGUGGUACGAGUCAUUAUGGACAAGAGGGAAUGCAAAUGCUCAGAGCUGGUGGUUCAUUGUCUAAACGACACGGACUGGCAAAUGCAGGAUGUCGACACCUUUCGAGAAAACCCUGUCAUCAAAUGGCAGCAGAUUCUGUGGGUGUGUCGACCUCCGGGGGUUUGGGAGUGUCAGGUUACCGUGGCGAUCAUCAGCCUGACAGAAACUAUACUUGUGCAGUACCUCAGCUACAAGGGCAACAUACUUCAGCAAAUAAUUAGUGUAGAAUUUAUUUUGGAACUCAUCAAUACCGUACCAUUUGUUGUCACAGUGUUUUGGCCACCGUUAAAACAGAUUUUCAUCCCCGUAUUUCUUAACUGCUGGUUGGCAAAAUCUGCCUUGGAAAAUAUGUUUAAUGACCUCCAUCGUGUGAUGCAGAAGUCACAGUCCGCUCUUGCUCAACAGCUUAUGAUCUUAUCAGCCACUUUACUCAGCCUGGUUUUUAUAAGCACAUGUGGUAUUCAACAUUUACAACGAGGAGGAAAUCGUCAGUUUGACCUGGUGGAUUCCUUCUGGUUUGUCAUCGUGACUUUCUCCACGGUGGGUUACGGUGACAUAUUCCCUGACAUCUGGCCUAGCCAACUCUUCAUGAUCGUCAUGAUCUGUGCUGCUCUUAUUUUUCUACCUACACAGCUUGAGCAGUUAGCGUUGACGUGGAUAGAGAGACAGAAGCAGGGAGGCACGUACUCCAGUCAUAGAGCUCAGACAGAGAAACAUGUGGUGGUCUGUGCCACAACUCUACAGGCUGACACGGUCAUGGAUUUCCUUAACGAGUUUUACGCUCACCCUAAAUUACAGGAUUAUUUUGUGGUGUUUUUGUCUCCGUGUGAACUGGACCCGACCAUGAAGAUGUUGUUACAAGUACCCCUCUGGUCUCAGCGGGUCAUCUACAUCAGGGGGUCAGCUCUCAAAGACUCAGACCUGGCCAGAUGCAGAAUGCAGGAUGCAGAGGCGUGUUUUGUACUGGCAGCUAGGAAUUACAUUGACAGAACUGCCGCGGACCAGCACACGAUUCUGCGUUCUUGGGCCGUGAAAGAUUACGCCCCUGAAUGUCCACAGUAUGUCCAAGUGUUCAGACCUGAGAACAAAUUCCACGUCAAAUUUGCAGAACAUGUUGUCUGUGAGGAUGAGUUCAAAUACGCUCUGUUAGCUAACAACUGCCUGUGUCCGGGGACGUCUACCUUGGUUACUCUGCUGCUUCAUACCUCCAGAGGACAAGAGGGUCAGACAUCUUCAGAACAGUGGCAGCGACUCUACGGACGGUGCUCUGGAAACGAAAUUUACCAUGUCAAUUUGGGGGACAGCAAAUUCUUUGGGGAAUAUGAGGGGAAAAGUUUCACGUUUGCUUCGUUUCAUGCACAUAGAAAGUAUGGGGUGAGUUUAGUGGGCAUACAGAAGGACUACCCAGGCUCAACCAUACAGCUCAACCCAGGGCCUCGACACAUCAUGAAGAAAUCAGACAUCUGCUUUUAUAUGAAUAUCACCAAGGAAGAGAACUCUGCCUUUAUUCUCGCCCACCCAAAUCAAGAGGACCCAAAAUUAGGGAGGACUAUGUCACGAAAAUCUCAUUUAAGUAGUCAGGCAAACUUGACUGGACAGCAAGAGCAGCCCUCCAGGGUGGCUAGCAUGAUAGCUAGUGUGGGAACGGUUGCCUUGGAGUUACAGCACACACGAGUAAAAACACAGAGUGCAUCUUCCCCGAGUUUGCUGAGCAAACAGACGGGGUCCAAGGCUAACCUGGAACUGCCCAAAGGGUUAAACAUUGAGAGUCUGCAGAAACGUCCCAGCAUUGCUCCGGUUCCUGCCGUGUUGGAAGCGAUCGGAUUUGAGCUAGGCAUGGACACAGACUCUGAGUCUGAUGAGAAUGACUCUAUGGAUGACGAGGAAGACUUGCCCUGGAUGGGAGGAGAUAUCGUGAGAGGUUUCCCGCCCGUGACCCCGUACAUCGGGACCAGUCCUACUUUGUGUCACCUGAUGAGAGAGAAACGAGCCUUCUGCUGUCUACAGCUUGCUCAGGCAUGCUCCCAUUGCAGUUUCAAGCAUGCUAAGGAGUACAAUUGGAAGAAUCGAGCCAUCAUCAUAACUGCUGACUACGCCAGCAGUGGCCUCUAUAACUUCAUUGUGCCCUUAAGGUCACAUGCCCGGCCCAAGAAUACCCUCAACCCGAUAGUGCUGAUGUUAGAAAGGAGCCCUGAUACUAGCUUCCUGGAAACUAUUUGUUUCUUCCCUAUGGUGUACUGGAUGAUUGGAUCCAUAGACUGCCUGGAUGACUUGUUACGGGCAGGAAUCAACUUGGCGGAUAAUGUGGUGAUUGUAAAUAAGGAGUCCUCAAACUCUGCUGAGGAGGAGACAUUGGCUGACUGUAACACCAUUGUGGCUGUGCAAACUAUCUUCAGAUUGUUCCCCUGUGCUAACAUCAUCACAGAACUCUCCCAGUCCUCUAACAUGCGUUUCAUGCAGUUCCGUGCCAAAGAUCUCUAUUCUUACACCAUCUCCAAACUGGAGAAGAAGGAGAAAGAGCGGGGAUCUCACAUUUCCUAUAUGUUCCGCUUGCCAUUCGCAGCAGGAAAUGUUUUCAGUGCCAGCAUGCUUGAUACCCUUUUGUACCAGGCUUUUGUCAAGGACUACCUCAUCACAUUUGUUCGGCUCCUGUUAGGGGUUGAUCAGGCUGUUGGCUCUGGUCAUCUGUCGUGUAUGCGAAUAACCAAAGACGACCUUUGGAUACGAACAUAUGGCCGUCUGUACCAAAAACUCUGCUCAACAACUUGUGAAAUUCCAAUAGGCAUUUACCGUUCUCAAAUUUUGGCUCCAACAAAUGCAGUAUCGAGAGCGAAUGAUGUCAGAGAUCAGUCAGCUCUUAACUUAGCUUUUAGAAAUUCAGUUGUAAGUAUUUUGUAUCAUGUCUGCUGUCAGUGUACCAUAACCUUUACUUGCCAGGCAAACUAUCAUAUUUUGAGUUGUUUUGGGGUUAUUCAGGUGUCUCUGAGUGUGACGGAUGAACACGAUGAUGUGAGGAGUCACCUAAGCCCUGAGCGUCAGGAGAUAAGCCAGCUGGUGCGCUGCCGCAUGACCAGUCUGGGCUUACCCCUGGAGGACUAUGAUGAUGUCAGUGACAAGAGGAACUCUGUGUCUUAUGUGAUAAUCAACCCCAGCUAUGACCUCCAGCUUGAACUUGAUGACAUUAUUUACUUAAUUCGCCCGAGUUCAUUGUCACCUCAACCUUCACCACUGAUUGAUGAGCGGAAGGCGCAAAUGCAGCCAAAGAGAAUGCGCAAGCGUCAAGAGCCAACAGGAGCAGACAACUCUGAAUCAGUGGACUGCUCCAAAAACAAGAGUUCUCCCCCUUCAACCAGCUCCAAGCCUUGUAAUGUGAAGACAAGACGUGUUGUCAAUGAUGGUAAUAGUAGGAUACCUGUUAUUUACACCGACGAUGAAGAUGAUGAUGAAGAGAAUGCUGACGAUGAAGCUGAUGAUGUCCCAGUAAAGGAUUCUCCUGGAUCUGGCAGUAACCCAGAAACACCCAAAUUUCACAUAGAAGACAUGGGUGAUCCCAUAGAGGUGGAGAAGGACCAGAGUGUUAUAGGUCUGAAGGGUACAGUUGUGUAGCUACAAACCUCAGCAGUUGACUUGUACAAAGUCAAAUUGAUUUCUGGCAUCAAAAGGGCUGUCUUUCCAACACACUGCUGAUAUUUUGAAGGAGAUGUCUCUAUUGU
This is a messenger RNA of Liolophura sinensis, 4038 nucleotides long. Its product is annotated as potassium channel subfamily T member 2-like. Gene Ontology annotation, cellular component: plasma membrane. NCBI's taxonomy places the organism in Eukaryota, Metazoa, Mollusca, Polyplacophora, Chitonida, Chitonidae. Gene Ontology annotation, biological process: potassium ion transmembrane transport. The record is from RefSeq and is a predicted model, not a curated record. The transcript is spliced from 30 exons. Gene Ontology annotation, molecular function: outward rectifier potassium channel activity; intracellular sodium-activated potassium channel activity. Bases 35 to 3931 code for a protein of 1298 amino acids.